UGUGUAAGAUGUGAGAUUGUGUGUGUGUUUGUUUAUUUUAUUAGUUGGUGUGUGAAUUGUUUUUAUCACGGGAUUUUCAAGGGGGGACAAUUAGGUUUCUAGAGGUCAGUCAAGCAGUUGGAGAGCUGACCUGGUCUGAGUAGGGUGCUGGUGUUUUGUGUAUUUCAUAAGAGUGAUAUAAUUGUGUGCUUUAUUAAGUAUUAAAGUAUUAUCGAUAUUCAUGAAUAUAAGGAGUUAGAGUUGAUGUAUACAAAGUGUUCGUAUUUGAGUAAGCAAGUAUUGACAAGUGUAAUUGAGAAUCAUACCCUAGAUUAUCGAGCCAUAUGAUAGCGUCAUUCAUACCAACCAGAGCUGAAUAGAUAAAGUCGGUCGGUCUAUAGAUUAAGUUCAAGCAGUUUCAUCUCACAUUUGAUUUUACUGCACUGAAAACAGAAUAUAAUCUCUACACAAUCGCUUCUCCACACGUGGGACUGAUCCUUCCUAGUAGGUUACGGCUUCAACUCAGUCAAUACAAUUGAUUUCCGCAAAAUCAAACUUCUGAAGAUUUUCGUUGACACCACAGUGGACGUCAUUUCUGGAUGUUCUCUUACAUUGUACAAUCAUGAGAUCCAUUCGUAUACUUUGGACAAGACUUAGAAGGCUAGCUCCCAUUGGUCAGAUAUUUCUUGUCUUGGUCUACUUUGUGGCUAUUGUUUACUUUAUCGUACUCUAUGCCAGCCCACAUGGCGUCAUACGCAUGAAUAGGAAUGAAAAUUUGGAUCUACACACGAAUCAAACCCGAAACAAAUCAUCUAGAUCUACAUCUACAGAACACCAAUUUAAUGACACAAUCGCCAAGAAACUAAAAGAGAAAGUUCGACUUUUGGUCUGGGUCAUGACGACCCCAACUAAUCUCAACACCAAAGCUAAAGCUGUAAAGGAAACUUGGGGUCCCAGGUGUAACAAGCUUUUAUUUUUCAGUUCCGAAGAAAACAGUUCUUUCCCAGUGAUUGGACUAAACGUCUCAGAAGGGCGAGCUCAUUUGACUGCUAAGUCUUCACAAGCCUGGAUGUACAUCUACAAGAAUCAUUUCAAUGAUGCCGAUUGGUUUAUGAAGGCUGAUGACGACACAUAUGUUAUUGUAGAAAAUCUGAGAUACUUCUUGUCUGACAAAAACUCCAGCGAACCUCAUUACUUUGGGCACACCUUUAUAUAUUAUAAUUUUACAUACUACAGCGGAGGUUCUGGCUACGUGAUGAGUAAAGAGUCUCUAAGAAAGAUCAACGAAGAUGGCUAUGCUAAAAAGCUUUGUGACGAGGACGGGUCAUUUGAAGACUACAGAAUGUCCAAGUGUAUGAAAGUGGUUGGCGUGCGAACUGUCAAUACAGUGGACGACCAUGGACGAAACAGAUUCAACUGUCUCUCCAUGCAGUCUCAUUUAAAUGGAACAUAUCCGCCCUGGUAUUACAAAUAUGAUAUUAACGGAGCCAAGAAGGGUAAAGACAGCAUCAGCAACUACGCCAUCAGUUUUCACUACGCCAAGCCAGAGAUGAUGUACAUACUUGACUUUGUUCUUUAUAACCUGCAAGUCUACGGGAUAAACCAGCACUGAAAAUGUGUACAGAAUUCAAAGCUACCUUAAACCAGCACUGAAAGUAUUUAGAGAUUUCAAAGCUACCUUAAACCAGCACUGAAAGUAUUUAGAGAUUUCAAAGCUACCUUAAACCAGCACUGAAAGUAUUUAGAGAUUUCAAAGCUACCUUAAACCAGCACUGAAAGUAUUUAGAGAUUUCAAAGCUACCUUAAACCAGCACUGAAAGUAUUUAGAGAUUUCAAAGCUACCUUAAACCAGCACUGAAAGUAUUUAGAGAUUUCAAAGCUACCUUAAACCAGCACUGAAAGUAUUUAGAGAUUUCAAAGCUACCUUAAACCAGCACUGAAAGUAUUUAGAGAUUUCAAAGCUACCUUAAACCAGCACUGAAAGUAUUUAGAGAUUUCAAAGCUACCUUAAACCAGCACUGAAAGUAUUUAGAGAUUUCAAAGCUACCUUAAACCAGCACUGAAAGUAUUUAGAGAUUUCAAAGCUACCUUAAACCAGCACUGAAAGUAUUUAGAGAUUUCAAAGCUACCUUAAACCAGCACUGAAAGUAUUUAGAGAUUUCAAAGCUACCUUAAACCAGCACUGAAAGUAUUUAGAGAUUUCAAAGCUACCUUAAACCAGCACUGAAAGUAUUUAGAGAUUUCAAAGCUACCUUAAACCAGCACUGAAAGUAUUUAGAGAUUUCAAAGCUACCUUAAACCAGCACUGAAAGUAUUUAGAGAUUUCAAAGCUACCUUAAACCAGCACUGAAAGUAUUUAGAGAUUUCAAAGCUACCUUAAACCAGCACUGAAAGUAUUUAGAGAUUUCAGAGCUACCUUAAACCAGCACUGAAAGUAUUUAGAGAUUUCAAAGCUACCUUAAACCAGCACUGAAAGUAUUUAGAGAUUUCAAAGCUACCUUAAACCAGCACUGAAAGUAUUUAGAGAUUUCAAAGCUACCUUAAACCAGCACUGAAAGUAUUUAGAGAUUUCAAAGCUACCUUAAACCAGCACUGAAAGUAUUUAGAGAUUUCAAAGCUACCUUAAACCAGCACUGAAAGUAUUUAGAGAUUUCAAAGCUACCUUAAACCAGCACUGAAAGUAUUUAGAGAUUUCAAAGCUACCUUAAACCAGCACUGAAAGUAUUUAGAGAUUUCAAAGCUACCUUAAACCAGCACUGAAAGUAUUUAGAGAUUUCAAAGCUACCUUAAACCAGCACUGAAAGUAUUUAGAGAUUUCAAAGCUACCUUAAACCAGCACUGAAAGUAUUGACAGAAUUCAAAGCUACCUUAAACCAGCACUGAAAAUAUGUACAGAAUUCAAAGCUACCUCAUAGAUAAUGAGAACACUGGAUCUACGUGUAUCUGUUAAUGUAUAAAUAUUUUUUUCAAAUACCUCUAUUCAAGUCACACAAUCAUGGAAGGCAGACGCUGAUCUCGAGUACUGCUCAAACGAUUUUCCUAUGCAUUUAACAGUUUUUGUAUAUCGCUGAGAAAAGAAUUACUAGCUCGUUGGCCACAUGGGAAAAACUCUGGUUUGACCAUUAUAGUUUUUCAAAGUAAAAAUCCUUGGGAUUGCCUA
Biomphalaria glabrata is the source of this 3139-nucleotide messenger RNA. RefSeq names its product glycoprotein-N-acetylgalactosamine 3-beta-galactosyltransferase 1-like. Gene Ontology annotation, cellular component: membrane. The coding region runs from base 602 to 1591 and encodes 329 amino acids. Gene Ontology annotation, molecular function: N-acetylgalactosaminide beta-1,3-galactosyltransferase activity. NCBI's taxonomy places the organism in Eukaryota, Metazoa, Mollusca, Gastropoda, Planorbidae. The record is from RefSeq and is a predicted model, not a curated record. The transcript has 8 exons.